Aspergillus chevalieri is the source of this 801-nucleotide messenger RNA. Its product is annotated as putative cyclin-dependent protein kinase complex component. NCBI's taxonomy places the organism in Eukaryota, Fungi, Ascomycota, Eurotiomycetes, Eurotiales, Aspergillaceae. Gene Ontology annotation, molecular function: cyclin-dependent protein serine/threonine kinase regulator activity; protein kinase binding. Gene Ontology annotation, biological process: regulation of cyclin-dependent protein serine/threonine kinase activity. Gene Ontology annotation, cellular component: cyclin-dependent protein kinase holoenzyme complex; nucleus. The transcript has a single exon. The coding region runs from base 1 to 801 and encodes 266 amino acids. The record is from RefSeq and is a predicted model, not a curated record.
AUGGCACCCAGCAUGCAAGAAGCGCAAUACUCAUACGAAGACACGAGGGCGUCGCAGAACCGGAAUGUUUCGAAAUCCGGUGUUGAGAUAGGAAAGGAGCCAUCAACUAAAUCAGCCUCGCAUGACAUCGCAGACGUUUUUGAUAUCUCGUCAGCCGCGGCUUUGGAGCUAUUAUGCUUCAAUAUCGAGAGGCUUGCGCAGUCAACUGUACAAACACCGACGGAUUUCCUGGCGAAUUCCCCUGAUGCUCAUGGCGAGAAUCACAGUGGUGAAGCACCCAUACAAAUAAGAACUGCUGGAUUGCAUGCCACGCCAACAGCUGAUGACACAGCUGGUCGGGAUCUCCUUCAGCUUAGUGUGCUUUUGCGAAAAUUUGUGUCAAAAAAAGAACCGCCCAUCUCAUUACGGGAUUACCUUUUACGGCUUCACAAGUACUGCCCAAUGUCUACGGCAGUCUAUCUCGCUACCAGCAUUUAUUUUACUAAGAUGGCAGUCGUUCAACGAAUACUGUCUGUUAAUACGAAGAAUAUGCAUCGCCUCACCCUUGCCGGUCUUGGGGUAGCGAUGAAAGCAUUGGAAGACCUCAGUUACCCUCAUAGUCGAGUUGCGAAGGUCGGCGGAGUGAGUGAGCGCGAGCUUUCCAAGAUCGAAAUCAGCUUCUGCUUCCUGGUGGAUUUCAAGCUUCGGGUUGACGCUCAGAUGCUUCUGGAUGAAGCGAAAGAUCUAAUUCAACGGUGUAUGGGUUGCGAGGGAGCACCAGAAAUCCAGAAUGGAAGGAAUGACAGUCACAAUGGCGCGUAA